Molecule: messenger RNA, 1194 nt
Organism: Opisthorchis viverrini
Lineage: Eukaryota; Metazoa; Platyhelminthes; Trematoda; Opisthorchiida; Opisthorchiidae
Exons: 5
Coding region: 1-1194 (397 amino acids)
Source: RefSeq, a predicted model, not a curated record
AUGUUUGUGUCGCCACAGCAACUAUCCACAUUGCAGCCCUAUCCAAGGCUUGGGAAUUGUGUUCCGAAUAAUUGGACCAGAAAGAAAGAAAGAAAGCGUUCAGCUGUAGCACUCUCCCGGUGCCUAGCUGCCAUGCCACCCGAAGGAAGCACGAGGGCUGGGAUACUGCCAGGUUGCCCAAGCCUAGACAGGGGAAGUCGAGUGGCGGAGGUCGGAUUCGAACCGCGGACCUUCAGGACAGUUUUUGGUCCAUCUUGGUCUGCUGAUGUUCGUCUGGACCGUACAACCUUUGGGGUAAAAGGGCACAGAAACCCAUAUGACUUGUCACGUGAUCUUCAUGUCGCCAUGUUAGUCGGGACACUACACCCAAUAGGAAUGAAGCGUCGACAACAGAGGGCAGUUAACACCGAAGGCCGGGCGAGCAUCAAAGGCUGGAAGCAUUUCACUGAACUGGAUCCGAACAGUUGUCUGUGCGCUGUGCCACUGUCUGGCUCAAUUAAGAUCAAUGCAUAUCAACGCGGUAAGUGGUGUUUAUUUGUCGAAUCAGUAUAUUCCUCGAAAAACUGCAGUUCUGAGACUGAGAAGGGCCAGUUUUAUCAAAAUCUGUCGCGACUGUUUCCGUCAGCAAGAAGGAAGUAUAUAGUAAUCCUGGCGGAUGAUAUAGGUGGUAGACUUAGAGUUGAUGCUCAGCGUACGGAUAAUUGUGAACGACUGCUUCACUUGUGUGCCGAUCAUCGUCUGUUCCUGGACAGUGCGAACUUCCAGCAAAAACACUCACACCAGGUUACUACUUCGUUUUCCGUCAGCGUUACGCGUACUGAAGCAGAGCACCUCCACUCAUCAACUUUGAUAAGGAUCGAGUUGAUCUGGCUGGAAAGCUACUGGAAAAGCCUGGUCAUGCAGAUGAGUAAGAUUACUGGCGGGGUGAAUGGAAGAGAGUUGAAGCUCUCAGAGUUUAGAGCUGUUUGUCCAAGCCAUUUGGCUCGACUAGGCGGACAGUGGAUAUCGUUGAGAUUGGCAGAUCCUAUUGUUGUCAGAAAGACCGUACCAGCAAUUAGCGACUAUGAUGGCGUACGCAUGUUUCUCAAACAUAGGAUGAUCGAGAGCUUGAAGGAUGACAGAAUGCCGAUGGACUGCGGAGGUUUAAAGCUAGAGAAGGCUUUCGCUGCGGGCAACAGCCGCUCCUCAUCUUAG